AUGUCCAAAAUCGCAGAAGGUAUCCGUCUGUUAGCGGACCACCAUUACAAUCUUUCCAAAACUAAACGAGCGUUCAUCCUACUCUCGCUGAACUUCCUGGGUAAAGUAGCAUCGGACUCAGCGACUGUCGAUGAAUAUCUUUUCGGAAGUAACUUUACGGAAAACGUAAAUACCGCUCAAACAAUGGAAAAGGUUGCUAAUAAAAUGACAAAAAAGAACCAACGAUCUUCGACUCAAGGAUCUCAUCCCACGAUGGGACAACAGCCGAAACAGCAGAGGAACCAACCACUUCGCAUCGGACAUCCCAACGCAAAAAACGCGAAGGCCCCUCCUCGCCUAACCUCAUCGACGCAUCGCCCGAGGAGGGGCCCUUCCCAGUCAGGUCACGGCAGGAAGUCACGAUCCAAAUCCCGAGCUCGCCGUGCCUCCAUCAAGGAAUGUCAAAACAACAUCCACGCAUCAAUAAACUUACUAACAUCUCUAGGUUUUCUAAUCAAUUACAACAAGUCUCAACUCACACCAUCAUCUAGAUGCAGAUAUCUAGGAUUCAUAUUCGAUUCUGCUUAUCAAUCAAUCGCCAUUCCGCCGGAUAAGAGAAGAAAACUCUUUUCCCUGACAAACAGAUUUUCACGAAAAUCGCAUUGUACUGUAAAGGAAUUUGCGGAAUUGAUUGGAUCACUGGUUUCAGUUUUUCCGGCAGUGCAGUAUAGCCCGCUCUAUACCAAACAUUUUGAGAGGGAAAAAUUUUUAGCCCUGGAAUCUUCGUCAGGAGAUUACUCGAAACAGAUGGCGAUCCCCUCUUACUUACGUACAGAUUUCGAAUGGUGGCUCCAAGUCCUCUCAGAUUCUGAGCAGUACAAUCCUAUCCGCUCAGAACCCUUCGUCUGCGAAAUAUUUUCCGAUCCAUCCCUAACCGGCUGGGGAACCUCUUGCGUAUCCUCUUCUACUGACAUCGCCAGAGAAAUAUGGCAAUGGUGCGAAGAGCGAAACAUCCAUCUCUUCGCUUCUUAUAUCGCUUCAAUGGACAACGUCACCGCGGACAGAGAAUCACGGAGGGAAAGCCCUAACACGGAAUGGUCCUUGUCGAUCAAAGCGUUCGACCAAAUUCAAGCAUCAUUUGGUCCAUUUGACGUCGACCUUUUUGCAUCCCUGAUUAAUGCCAAAAACGAGACAUACGUCUCCUGGUUCCCCGAUCCAGGCUCUUGGGCUAUCGACGCCUUUAGUUUGUCCUGGGCCUCAGCAUUCGGAGUGGACAAGCCUUUCCCUGGCUGCAGGGAAGUUAUCAGGCAAGCACUGAUAUCGCAAUCGGUUCCUGCAGCGGCUCUCGAGGUCAUGAUCGCCUCCUUAUCGGCAGCAACGAUCAACCAAUACUCUCGACCCUUAAAGAGCUGGUGGAACUUUUGUCAGAAUUGCCAGAUUACACCGUUCGAUCCUGAAAUAAACCAGGUUCUCGAAUUCUUAUCUCGGGAGUUAGAAUACACGAAUUCGUAUUCGUCCUUUAACACUAUGCGAUCAGCAAUCUCCUUUAUCUCUAAUAAAGCGAUUGGUAACCAUCCUUUGAUCAAGCUGUUCGGAAAAGGAGUUAAUAUCAUCAAACCGCAGAAACCGCGUUACGAUUUUAUCUGGGACCCAGCUCCUGUAGUCGAGAAACUAACACACAUCUUCCCCUAUGAGUCUUUAUCUCUCGAUAUUAUCUCAAGAAAGUUAGUUCUUCUUUUAGCUUUAGGCUCAGGACAGCGCGCGCAGACCUUAGCGGCAAUAAAAGUCUCGCAUAUUUUUCGCGAAGAAAAUAAGCUUAUUUUGAAAAUCCCAGAUCGAUUGAAGACCUCGGCGCCAGGUCGAGCCCAACCCUUGCUUACCUUUGCGCGUUUCCCUGAUCAUCCAAACCUUUGCAUAGUAACCAUUUUAGAAUAUUAUCUACAGCCUCUGUGUCCCCCCGAGUGCAAUUCCUUGUUUAUCUCUUGCAUGAGACCUCACAAGGCAGUUGGAGUCCAAUCAAUAAGCCGCUGGAUUCGUAGAGGCUUAGAGGAAUGCGGGGUACAAGGAGACCUCUUUUCGGCUCAUAGCACCCGGCACGCCUCUACCUCCCUAGCUGUAAAAAAGGGGAUCUCUCUGGAACUUGUUAAGCGAGCGGCAGAGCUUAGACCGCAGCCAGUUGUGGGAUUUUCUAAGGGUCGAUUGUUCCAUCUUUCGGAGAAAAACUUGAGAGUGAUAUUCGAGAUGAUGGACCAAGAUGCUCAAGACGGCGUCUCGACAACGAGUAGCGACAAGUACGAGAACAUGACCGUUGUAAGAUGA
This is a messenger RNA of Mycetomoellerius zeteki, 2298 nucleotides long. RefSeq lists its product as uncharacterized. NCBI's taxonomy places the organism in Eukaryota, Metazoa, Arthropoda, Insecta, Hymenoptera, Formicidae. Bases 1 to 2298 code for a protein of 765 amino acids. The record is from RefSeq and is a predicted model, not a curated record. The transcript is spliced from 6 exons. Gene Ontology annotation, molecular function: DNA binding. Gene Ontology annotation, biological process: DNA integration; DNA recombination.